CCUGGCUCACCCAGGAAGCGGGCCGCCUGAGAGCUGAAAGCCCGAGCCUAGGAGCCCGGCCGAGAGUCGGUUCGGAGCAGAGCCCCUGUUUGGUACUCCCCUAGUGCACAUGUACUAGCCCGGCUCCCCUGCAAGAGGGAGCCAGUCUCCACGGAGCAGCGGGAGAACGGAGAAGGAAGGCAGAAGCGCGAGAAAGAAAGCAGUGUUCCAGUCGCCGAGGGUGGAAAGAGCCGCAGCCUGCAGCAGGGGUUUAUACCAUCUCUGACAUGUAUACACUGAAUCAGAAACUUCUGUGCUAGUCAACUUAAGGCAAAACCAGACCCAACUGAAGCCAAGAGCACAGGUGGCAUUCUUCCUCUCAGCAGUCCUACUACAAGCCCUGGAUGCAAAUUCCACUGUUGGUUAGAGUGCAUUAAUUGGAGUAACAAUCAUGGACUUUGUUAUGAAGCAAGCCCUUGGGGGGGCCACCAAAGACAUGGGGAAGAUGCUGGGGGGUGAGGAGGAGAAGGACCCAGAUGCCCAGAAGAAAGAGGAGGAGAGGCAGGAGGCUCUACGGCAGCAGGAGGAAGAACGCAAAGCAAAGCAUGCUCGCAUGGAGGCAGAGCGAGAAAAGGUCCGGCAGCAAAUUCGAGACAAGUAUGGCCUGAAGAAGAAGGAGGAGAAGGAGGCUGAAGAGAAGGCUGCCCUGGAGCAGCCAUGUGAGGGCAGCCUGACCCGCCCUAAGAAAGCCAUUCCAGCUGGUUGUGGGGAUGAGGAGGAAGAGGAGGAAGAGAGCAUCCUGGACACCGUUCUCAAGUACCUGCCCGGGCCUCUCCAGGACAUGUUCAAGAAGUAACCCUGGCCCAACUCCAUCCCAUUCUCAACAGUCCCACUUUUGUUUUUAAUUUAUUUUUUUCCACUUUCCAUUCAGUAUGAAUUUUGAAAGGCAAACCUCAUUUGACCUCACCCCCACCUCCACCCCUCACAUGGACUGUGGGACCCAAGCCCCUCAUCUUUGGCCAGAAACUCCCCGGGCUCCCUCCCUGCCCCCACAGUGCCCUGGGCCUCUUGAGGAGCCCUAGGAAAAGAAGGCUGCUGGCCUGGGCUGAGGGCCAGAAACUAGGACCAAACCAUUGACGACCUCAGGAGAGGCCCGGGAUGUGCUGAAGUGGGAGGAAAGGCCUCACCACUGAGUCCCACAUGCACACGCUCUUCCCAAACCUCUUCCCACCAGGAACAUUCCUCAUGCCUUGAGCAUGAUUUCCACUGCCAGAGAGGGGGGAAGGGCCAGGCCAGUGGACCCUAGGGGAAUGAGUCAGAGGAGAGGAAGGUCAGGUUGCCUAUCCUUCCUCCUCUACUCCCCUAGAGAUCACUGGAGCUCUAAGCCCUGUUCCCCAACCCCAAUGGGUCAAAAUGCCCAACACAUUCCAGCCCUGCCCAACAUAGCCCAAGGAUGAGGGGGCAAGGACCAGUGCUAGACCCUUCAUUAGGGAGCCCAUUGGCCAAUCCCAGAGGAAUGUGGAACAGAUCUCUGUUUCCUUCAUAUCUCCCUAUGCCUCCCCAAUUGCACUUCAAUUCCAGGGACUCAGCGCACCAUGGUAAGAACAGCCCCUGCCAGCCUAGUCCCUCCCUGUUCCUAGCAAGGCCUGGGAGUUGCAAGGAAGAUCAAUUGACUGUGGGAGGUAUCAUUAGAGUCUCUUAGUCCCUAGCCCUGGCCUUAUUCCCUUGUCAUCAAUGACCCAGAUAGACCCCAAAGCAUAGGGAGGGUCAGAGAAGGGCCUGUGCCCUAACCAAAGGCGUAUUCUGGAGUUCUGAGGGGCCACUGGGUAGAGAUUGGGCAGGGUACCACCAGAAAGGUUGAUUCCCAUUCCCACAAAUAUGGCAGCCUGUCCUUGCCCCUGUAGUGGAGCAGAUCCUUCCCACAGGGCAAUAAAGGUUGUCCCUGUGACACCACUGAACCCCGGAAGCCUCCACCCUCCACUCACAUCCUUGUGGCCACUCUAGAACAUGCUCUAUGAAAGGGGUAACUUGACCCCUUCUCUCCUGAAAAGGCAUGCUGGGCCCUCCCCCCACCCACCCCAGCCUAGGGUCCUCUCCCUAAAUAGGGUAGCCCCUUCCAAACACAUACUAAAAGCUGGAGCCAUCGGACAGCAUCAAUCCUCGACCAGAGAACACCUAGUGGAGAAGAGAUGCUGCUCCCCUCCCCACUCCCCAGCCCAUCCAGGCGCUUCCAGGGCCCUGAGUGGACAACAUGUCCAGGAGGCUCCACUGGCCCCCAGGAGGGCUCCCCAUAAGCAGGACUCAGGCUGAGGCACUGAGGGCAGGCUUACCUACAGUGUAGCCCUGAUCCCAUAGGAGAAGACAGCCCCAGCUGAGCUGCUGCCCUCUCAUUCUGGCUGAGGAUCUGUCUGCCCAUAUGCUAAGCCCCAAAGCAGGCAUCUGUCCAUCCAUCUAUGGGUCUGUCUUGUGGCCAGGAAAAAAUUCUCCUCUCAGAUGUGCCAAGGAAAUCCCUAUACACCUCACUCAACCCUCCCCUCCCCUCCCAUACCCAAUACUCUGCCUCCCCACCAUUCUGAGAAGCCCUAGGGCAGGAAGGAUUGUGAAUGUGAAAGUGCAUAUGAAUGUGGGUGGAAUGGGAGUGGUGGUGGCAGAAUGGGUAUGUAUAUAGUUGGGAUGGUGUGAAUGUAUGUGUUAUAAAUAUGUAUGUGUGUAUGGAUGUGUCAAAGAUUGUAUGUGUAUGUUUUAGAGACUAUUCUUAUAUGUGUAUUAGAGAUUGUGUUAGAAUGCUAGGGAUUCGAAUACGUAUGCAUAGAGAGUGUGUGGGUGGGUGUUUUAGAAAGUGUGUAUGUGUGCUAGAGAUUUUGUGUGUCUGUAUCAUAGACUGUCUAUAUUGGGGGGGUGGGGUAUGUGUGUGUAUGAAAAUGCAUGUGUAACACUUUGCAGACUGUCUGCAUGACUGAGAGUGGUAGCAGGGCCUGGAAAAUAUCUUUUCUCCCCCUCAGACCAGUCAGUCCCUACCCAUCACCACCCCUGGAACAGAUGUGAGAGGAGAAAUUUUUCCUAAUGGCCCAAGACCUUCCCUCUUCCCCUGGGCUCCCUGAGCCAAGCCUUUGCUACCUUCCUCCCUCACUGGAUGUGAUGGGAAGAAUCCUGUUUGGGUCCUGGGAAGCACUUGGCAGCUCAGACUGGUCUGGGUGGCCAUGGCAGGAACAGGACUGCCCUUUGUCCCUCUAACAGAGAAGCCAUGCUGGAUCUAGGGGUGGAAGAGGGAGAUGCCUCAGAGAGGGUUGCUAUGCCUGCCCCUCGCCGCCCACCACCACCACCACUUUUCACCAUCACCCCAGUUUGCAUACUGGGGUGUUUCAUUUUAGAGAAUUUUUCCUUUAAUUUCAAAAGAGAAAGCAGCUCACGUCGUGUCUUCUCUGUCCGUUUCCAAUAGUUAAAGCCAUAUCAGUUAGACUGCAAUACUUUAAAGAUGA
Molecule: messenger RNA, 3458 nt
Organism: Dromiciops gliroides (monito del monte)
Lineage: Eukaryota; Metazoa; Chordata; Mammalia; Microbiotheria; Microbiotheriidae
Gene: CPLX2
Product: complexin 2
Exons: 5
Coding region: 431-835 (134 amino acids)
Biological process (GO): neurotransmitter transport; regulation of neurotransmitter secretion; synaptic vesicle exocytosis
Cellular component (GO): terminal bouton; SNARE complex
Molecular function (GO): syntaxin binding
Source: RefSeq, a predicted model, not a curated record